AUGGCGGAGGAACCUGAAAUCAGACGCAAAGUUAUUGCCGACCGGGAGGAUGAAUACCAUGCUCAACGGCUUAAGGCCGUCUUGUCUCCUGUUCGUGCUGACCCUUUUAAAGAUGGCGAUAAGACUCCUGAUCCAAGGCUUAGUACUUACAAAGAUGUUAUGCUCAAUCAAAAGCUCACACAGGAACAACGUGCUCUGCGCGCGGAAAUCGUCGCCAAGGCUAAGGCAGGGGAAUUGAAAAUGGUAGACCCCGCGCCCCCGGUCAAACGUCGUCGUUGGGAUCAGCCUUCUGCUGACACCAAUGGUACCGUCUCAAAGGAUGCUACAGCUAAACGUUGGGAUGAGGCUGCAACACCGAUUCAGCCAUUAGGUACGCCAGGCAGCGUGGCGACUCCUAGUAGUCGCCAAUGGGAAGAAACUCCUGGCCGACCUCGGGAUCCCACUGCCACCCCGGGCUCGCGACAGUGGGCCGAGACCCCAGCCUAUGUACCUAGUGCGGCAACCCCUGGUCGCGAUCCGUUAGCUGGUACACCAAGCGCUCGUAAGAAUAGAUGGGACGAGACACCUCACUCAGAGCGUUAUGGCGCAGAUACUCCUGGUCAUGGUGCUGGGUGGGCAGAAACACCUCGUGCAGAUCAGACUCCGAGCGGUGUUAAUUCGAUUCAGGAUACACCUUCUUCCGCUUACAAAGCCUUUGGUCAGACCCCAAACACAGCCGCAGCCGUAAUAGCCAAACGCAAGUCGCGUUGGGAUGAGACGCCGAUGAAAGCUGGCGCUACUCCGCUCGGCGGUGUAACUCCCAGUGGUGCUACUCCGAGUGGUUUUACGCCGUCUAUGGGAACCCCGGCAAUGGGUACCCCUGGUCUCGGGUUUACUCCUUCUGGCGCCACACCCACUGGUCCAAAAGCUAUGUCCAUGUCGACUCCAGCUUUCGGUAUUGCCAGCACAGUCCCGGGCACAGGUAUUCCAAUGACACCUGAACAGAUGCGGGCCGUACAGUGGCAACAAGAAAUCGAUGACCGGAAUCGGCCACUGACCGAUGAAGAAUUGGAUGAGAUGUUGCCUCCAGGCUACAAGAUUCUUCCUCCCCCUGCUGGAUACGUUCCUCUGCGUACACCAGCCCGUCGACUGUUGGCGACGCCGACUCCUGUGGCUGGUACACCCUUCGGCUUCCAUAUGACCACGCCCGAUGUCGGUACUGCUGCUGGUAUUGGAUCGGCUGCAAUGGGAGCAAAUGCAGUGGCGCUGGGCGAUUUACAACCAAAGGGCAAUAAUUUGCCAAUGAUGCGCCCUGACGAUCUUCAGUACUUCGAUAAACUGCUUCAGGACGUCGAUGAAGAUAAUUUGCCUCCUGAAGAAGCAACUGAGCGCAAAAUUAUGACUCUUCUUUUAAAAAUCAAAAAUGGCACACCGCCGAUGCGCAAGUCGGCUCUCCGUCAAAUUACGGACAAGGCACGCGAGUUUGGUGCGGGACCCUUGUUCAAUCAAAUCCUUCCUCUCUUGAUGUCGCCAACGUUAGAGGAUCAAGAACGGCAUUUACUGGUCAAGGUCAUAGACCGCAUUUUGUACAAAUUAGACGAUCUAGUUCGCCCUUAUGUGCACAAGAUUUUGGUCGUUAUUGAGCCUCUCCUUAUCGAUGAGGAUUAUUAUGCCCGUGUCGAGGGUCGUGAAAUCAUUUCUAAUCUGGCAAAGGCUGCAGGCUUGGCGACUAUGAUUUCGACAAUGCGACCGGAUAUUGACAACGUUGACGAGUACGUGCGAAAUACAACUGCUCGUGCUUUUGCUGUUGUGGCUUCUGCUCUCGGCAUCCCUAGUCUCCUGCCAUUCCUGAAGGCUGUCUGUAAAUCGAAGAAAUCGUGGCAGGCACGACACACGGGGAUCAAGAUAGUGCAGCAGAUUUCUAUUCUUAUGGGGUGUGCCAUCUUGCCUCACUUGCGUUCCCUCGUUGAGAUUAUCGAACAUGGUCUCGUCGAUGAACAGCAGAAAGUUCGCACUAUUACGGCUCUUGCUCUUGCUGCUCUAGCUGAAGCGGCGACACCCUACGGUAUCGAGUCUUUUGAUUCCGUUCUCAAGCCCCUUUGGAAGGGUAUUCGUAGUCAUCGCGGUAAAGGUCUCGCCGCCUUCUUAAAAGCUAUAGGUUAUUUGAUUCCUCUUAUGGACGCAGAGUACGCCAACUAUUACACGAGAGAGGUUAUGCUAGUACUGAUUCGAGAGUUUCCUUCACCCGAUGAGGAGAUGAAGAAGAUAGUUUUGAAAGUGGUAAAACAGUGUUGUGCUACUGAAGGUGUCGAACCUGAAUACAUUCGCAACGAAAUUCUGCCUCCAUUUUUCCGACAUUUUUGGAAUCAGCGCAUGGCUCUUGAUCGGCGCAACUACCGACCGCUGGUAGACACCACCGUGGAAAUCGCAACAAAGGUAGGUGCCACUGAGAUUAUCACACGUAUUGUUGACGACUUGAAAGACGAAUCGGAGCAGUAUCGUAAAAUGGUUAUGGAGACUAUUGAGAAGGUCAUGUCGGCUCUGGGCAGCGAUGAAAUCGAUGCUAGGUUGGAGGAGCAGUUGAUUGACGGCAUUCUCUACGCCUUCCAAGAGCAGACUACCGAGGAUGCGGUCUUAUUGACUGGGUUCGGGACGGUUGUUCAGGCUCUAGGCAAGCGUGUGAAACCCUACCUACCUCAGAUAUGCGGUACCAUACUCUGGCGUUUGAACAAUAAGUCAGCCAAGGUCCGUCAGCAAGCGGCCGAUUUGAUCAGUCGCAUAGCCGGUGUCAUGAAGGUUUGUCAGGAGGAGAAGCUCAUGGGCCACCUGGGUGUUGUGCUAUACGAAUACCUCGGCGAGGAGUAUCCAGAAGUUCUUGGAUCUAUUCUAGGCGCACUCAAGAGCAUUGUCAAUGUAAUUGGUAUGACAAAAAUGACCCCCCCCAUCAAGGAGCUCCUUCCACGUCUUACGCCUAUCCUAAAAAAUCGACACGAAAAGGUCGAGGAGAACUGUAUUGAUCUUGUGGGUAGAAUAGCUGACCGUGGAUCUGAAUAUGUCUCUUCACGCGAGUGGAUGCGCAUCUGCUUCGAGUUGUUGGAAUUAAUCAAAGCCCACAAGAAGUCCAUUCGCCGUGCCACAGUUAAUACCUUCGGAUAUAUUGCUAAAGCUAUCGGUCCGCAUGACGUACUUGCUACUCUCCUAAACAAUCUGAAGGUGCAGGAGCGUCAAAAUCGUGUGUGUACCACAGUUGCUAUUGCUAUCGUUGCUGAGACUUGCUCUCCUUUCACGGUACUGCCCGGUUUAAUGAACGAAUACCGAGUUCCAGAGCUGAAUGUGCAAAAUGGCGUGCUCAAGUCGCUGGCGUUUAUGUUCGAGUACAUCGGCGAGAUGAGCAAAGAUUACAUUUACGCCGUCACCCCUCUCCUUGAAGACGCUUUAAUGGAUAGGUUAGUCUCUAUUAGAAGUAGUAAUUUUUUUUCAUGA
Molecule: messenger RNA, 3462 nt
Organism: Hydatigera taeniaeformis
Lineage: Eukaryota; Metazoa; Platyhelminthes; Cestoda; Cyclophyllidea; Taeniidae
Source: the annotation of a GenBank genome assembly